CUGAGGGAUGGUGCAGCUCUUGCCAGCCCAAGGAGCGGGGCUGGGGCUCCUUCGCAGCACCCUUGAGGCGCGCAGCGGGCGAAGGGCGCGAUGAGGACCGAGGCCGGCGUCUGGCUCCUCGGCUUGUGCUACCUGGUCGCCGCCGUCGCGGAGGAAGCCGAGAUUCCCCAAGAGGUGAUUGAAAGGCUGGCUCACAGCGAGAUCCACAGCAUCCGCGACCUGCAGCGCCUCCUGGAGAUUGACUCCGUAGGGUACGACGAUGCCUCGGAAACAAACUUGAUACUGCACAGCGUUCACUCCGUAAAACACGUGCAAGAUAAUCGCCCCAGACCCAUUCGUAGGAAAAGAAGCAUUGAGGAAGCCAUUCCUGCUGUUUGCAAAACCCGAACCGUCAUCUACGAGAUACCUCGGAGUCAAAUCGAUCCCACGUCGGCAAACUUCCUGAUAUGGCCACCAUGCGUGGAAGUGAAACGCUGCACAGGCUGUUGCAACACCAGCAGUGUGAAAUGCCAGCCGUCACGGAUACACCACAGAAGCGUCAAGGUGGCAAAAGUGGAAUAUGUUAGAAAAAAGCCAAAAUUAAAAGAAGUCCUGGUGAAGCUAGAAGAGCAUAUGGAGUGCACCUGUACAUCAUCGAGUUCUAAUUCAGAUUAUCGAGAAGAAGAAACGGAUGUAAGGUGAAAAUAAGCUAGAAAAUACUUCUCUCUGGGACAUGGAUGUACAUUGUUGGUUACAUUCCUGAACCUACUAUGUAUGGUGCUUUAUCGACUGUAUACUUCGUUUUUGUUCUCCUACGUGGAGGGGUGGGGUGGGGAAACUGGCUUUAAAAAAGGAUGCUUCAUGAGAACAAAAGAGACAAUGUACAUUUGUUUAAUAUGACAUCAAAGCAAGCGUUGUAGCACUCUGCGAAACAAUACGAAGUUUCCCUGUCCAAAAGAGAGAGAGAGAGAGAGAUGACCUGAAUGGAGGAUGCCAAAAGGACUUCAAAAACUUGACAAAAACCUAAAGCGAAGGUGGAUUUCCUCUUAGAAGAGCGGUCAAUGGUGCUUUCCCCCCCCCUCCCCCCUGUUUGUUUUUGUCAAGAAAUGUGCCUGCAUUCUUGAUGAAGAUGGAUGGACGCUGAUGGAGUUCAGGCACAUACACACAAACACACACACAAGAAAAAAAAAAAAAGCAGGAAUGUAUCAAAUACCACAGCAGAAACUAUAGAAACUGCAGUUUUGCUUGGUGGUGUUUUAAAGUCUAUACAAAAAAAAAAAAUCUUCUGGGGCGCCUUAAGUGGAUUUUUUUUUACACCAUAAAAGUUAUUAUUAAGCUUUCUUUUUACUCUUUUGCCUAGCUUUUUAUUAUCUCUUGGGACUACAUUUACCAAUAACCCAUAUAAGAAGACCUGCUGUAGAGUUGAGACGGGACACACAGACAAGUAUGGGAUUUCUCCUAGCGGGUUGCAAACUAAUGAGAUGUAUUGAAAUAAAAAUGGUAUACCUAUGCAUAAUUUUCUAAAUGUUUCUUGGUUUAUGUCCCUCUCUCUUUUCCUUCCCUCCUCCCAUGUCCAUCUUGUCCCACUCGUUAAUUUAAAACAGUGGUUUUCAAAGUGUAUUUUGAGAUGCCGGGAAUUCUUCUUGAGGGGUUCCUCAAAGCAGAAGAAGCAGCAUGGUGGAGAAGCAUCUCCUGGUUGCCCACUGUGACCAAGCUCGCCUUAUGGGAGGGAGGGAAGAGAAUCAGUUGGGGGUGGAGAAUUAGGACAUAUUCUAGUCACCAUGGGACACCUGGAAGGCCUGGCAGUAUGAACUGGGGGCCUACAAGAAUCAGUGUGCCUAGAAUGUACAUCCUUUUCAAGUGGGCAGUCAUUUCGUGGCAGAUGUACAGUGAUACCUCAACAGACAGGCCAAUGCAGAAAAAGUUUCCUGGGGUAAGAAGUUUGAAAGUCACUGUUUUAAAACCUUCUGAAGGACAGCUGAUGUGCAUAAGCAAGUUUAGGCUAUAUGCAAGCAUUAAAAAAAAAAUAAUAUCUUGUUCCUUCUACCAGUUGCCUGGGUGCAAUUUUGUGGUAGCAGUUGCUAUUCCUCUCAGUAGACAAGAUCCUUUUUGCUAUUUCACAUGUUUAAGCUGUGUGAGAUGUACAAACUCUUCUUGUUAUUCGUAUUGUAUGAUGUCACUGUGGCGUGGGGAUGACCCUGCCGGAAAGCCUAAAAUUCUUUAUUUUUGGUAUUAAAAAAAGUUAUGCUUUAUGUGUA
Heteronotia binoei (common prickly gecko) is the source of this 2237-nucleotide messenger RNA. It is a transcript of the gene PDGFA, whose product is annotated as platelet derived growth factor subunit A. Bases 91 to 681 code for a protein of 196 amino acids. Gene Ontology annotation, cellular component: membrane. Gene Ontology annotation, biological process: positive regulation of MAP kinase activity; positive regulation of protein autophosphorylation; positive regulation of phosphatidylinositol 3-kinase/protein kinase B signal transduction. Gene Ontology annotation, molecular function: platelet-derived growth factor receptor binding; growth factor activity. NCBI's taxonomy places the organism in Eukaryota, Metazoa, Chordata, Lepidosauria, Squamata, Gekkonidae. The record is from RefSeq and is a predicted model, not a curated record. The transcript is spliced from 6 exons.